Messenger RNA from Dicrocoelium dendriticum, 1043 nucleotides. NCBI's taxonomy places the organism in Eukaryota, Metazoa, Platyhelminthes, Trematoda, Plagiorchiida, Dicrocoeliidae. The record is from the annotation of a GenBank genome assembly.
CGCAAAUCUGAAAUUUGACAGGCUACUCAUUGUCUGUCAGUAGCAUAAUUCGCUUUCGUGAACUUGUCGCCAAUCAGCGUCGGAUGGUAUCACCUCUUCCUCGGUUUGUUGGCUUAAUGGUCAUUUCCGAUCUUCCCAUAGCUUUCACUUUGAUAUCCUCGGUGGACAUUCGGUACCAUGAUGACCUGCUAUUGGGUCGUCUUCGCACAGAUGAGGAUUCAUCCAACUUCACCGUCACCGCGCCUGAUGAGGUUAAUUCACUUCCACUUAGGCUGCUUCGCUUGCCACGAUCCUCUCCGCUGACUGGUUUUGCCGGUCUCGUCGACGCUGCAGUCUCUCUGGAGGCACGUGUGCUUACUCGAGGUUUCCUGACCAUAUUCGAGGAAGUGGAUGGCUUGGGAGUGUGGCGUAGAUAUUGGUGUCAAUUAAGAGCAGACCACCUACGAUUUUGGUUAUAUCCCGAAAACGAACAAUCCGUCCAGAGUACUGCUCCUUUGGGUCGCAUCGAUCUACGCCAUGUUGCUGCACCGCGUGCUGUACCCGCCCCAAGACGCAUUUGUGCUCGAGCCAACACCAUAUUUAUGCGUUCGAUCCGGACGAUUGAGCCUGGUUGGUUGUCCGCGUCUAUCAAUGCGAGUUCUUCCGGCACGGAUUCGAACGAAAGCAUUCUUUUCCGCUCCUCUCCAGACCAUAGCUGGUUGGAACAGAGACAUUUGUUGUGUGCGGACACGGUUCAAGAGCGCGAUUCGUGGAUAAAGUGGUUCAAUCUUUGUCUGGACGCUCUAAACGACUGGAUGCCUGAGCAUUUCGCUUGUCUCGCAGCGUACGAUGCUCGUCUUGAUUUCUCGCAACCCGUCUCGUCCAGUUUGUCCGCCUUGCUUAUGCACGGUGACUGUCACUGAAUAAGCAACCACGGAUGCGCCCCAUUUGUACCACGUUCGUUCACCCUCCGUCUUUCUCUUUCAUGUUCGUUGUCACCAGCCUUUUCUGUCUACUAUUUUUUACACCAAAUGCAUCUACGCCUCUCAUGUUCUCUUGUUCCU